Messenger RNA from Polyodon spathula (Mississippi paddlefish), 3573 nucleotides. RefSeq names its product low density lipoprotein receptor adapter protein 1-like. Bases 130 to 1056 code for a protein of 308 amino acids. The transcript is spliced from 11 exons. Lineage: Eukaryota; Metazoa; Chordata; Actinopteri; Acipenseriformes; Polyodontidae. The record is from RefSeq and is a predicted model, not a curated record.
GGAAGCCAGUUACUACGGUAUUGUAGUAGUACAGCAUUCAGCCGGUGCCUAAUCUCAGCCCUUGAUUCACUGACUCGCUGCACACUUAUCAAGGCUGAGACGGAGAAAGACGUUACUCGACACCUCACCAUGGAUGCAUUAAAAUCAGCAGGGAGAGCCAUCAUCAAGAGCCCCGGAAUACCCAGACACACAUGGGGCACAUCCAAGCAUGAGAAGCUGCCAGAGAAUUGGACAGACACAAAAGAGACACUGAUGGAGGGGAUGUCGUUUAGUGUCAAAUACCUGGGAAUGACCCUGGUGGAGCAGCCCAAAGGAGAGGAGAUGGCAUCGGCUGCCAUAAGGAGGAUAGUUUCCACGGCUAGAGCCAGCGCAAAGAAGUUUCAGAAAGUUACUCUCAAAGUCUCUCCAAGGGGAAUAAUCCUAAAUGACACGGAAACCAAUGAACUUAUUGACAACGUCUCUAUAUACAGGUGCAGAGAGACACGCGACAUGAAGAGGAAAUACCCUGUGGCAAUUCCAAUAAUUUCAUAUUGCACUGCAGACAAAGCUCAGGACAAGGUGUUUGCCUAUGUUGCCCAGAGUCAGUUUAAUGAGACAUUGGAAUGUCAUGCCUUUCUUUGCCCUAAAAAGAAGAUUGCCCAGGCUGUUACACUGACUGUUGCUCAGGCCUUCAAAGUUGCACUGGAUCUCUGGGAGACAGCACAAGAAGACAAAAGCAAGAAAGUGCACUCUUGUUGUUCCUGCUCAGCUGCAGAAUCUAAUAGUGGAACAAAAAAACAAUGUGUUUCAGGUGCAGAAAAAACAAAUGGUCGAAGCAACGAGGAAAAUUUAAGAAAACCCUUUUUCUCCUCCUCAAUCCACCAAUCCACAUCACAGCACAACACCCCGGACCGACGGCCACCUAUCAAACAAGAUUCAUGGGAUGUGGAUGAUGGACUUGAUGAUGCCUUUUCCAACAAUGUGGAUGGUGCCAACACAGCCACAGACUGGCAGAGUCCCGGACCAGAACACAGUGCUCAGAUGCCACUUAGCACAGGAGCACCUUCAUCAGACUGACAGAGGCAACAUCAGUAUCAGUUACCAGGCACAGUCCCAGAAGGAUUUAAAAGAAAAAUGAAAACUGUGGUUUACUUGAAUCAGACAAGGAAACUCAAUUGGAGAGUAGAAUGGGGUAAAUCCGAGGUGGGGUUGAAACUUCCCACAGGCACAUUGAUGACACUUACAUGUUCCCUUUUUUCACAUUCAGAUAGAGUGUUGGCUCUACCCUAGAAUAGUGCAGAAUGCUUCGACAGGGUGUUCGUGUGUGCCCAGUAUGGGGAAAGUGCAUGAGGGUUAGCAGUGUUCCACCCUUAGAACAAGAUCUGUAUUUUUAUAAUGUAUCUGGUAAAAUACCUUUCCAUCUCCAUAUGAUACAUGAAACCUUUAGCGCAACUGCUUGAAAAAUAAUCAGAGUUAAUCAGAUCUUGCUCCGACAAGGUACUGUACUGCCGAGAGGGGUUUGGCACAUAAAACGUCAGCCUCAUGCUUACCAUCUAAGCCACGUAGUUGAACGACUUUGAUAACUUAAGAUGGCAGUUACUUUCCCUGAUGGCUUCACUUCAAGUGGUUAUAGCUAACACAGCAGCUUGUACAUACUCUCACUGAAUAAACCUCACGUGUUCAGUUUUUAAAGAAACACAUAUUCUCUUUUAAAAUAUAUUUUUGGGCAGUCCAGAGUGACUCACCUGGUUAAAAUGCAGCUGUAGGGUGAGUCAUACAGUGCAGGUUGGCUCCCUGGCUGUCGCCAGUCUUGACUAGGGAUUCCGAACGGAGCAUGGCUGUGGUACUCCCGUGGGUUAGGGAGGUUAAACUGGCAUGGACUGCUGGCUAGGUCCCCACUGAGCUCAACAGCAGACACCUGCAGGGCUACAUAUUAUAUAUUUUUGGUACUAGAUGAGGGUGAAUAAAUACAUUUUCAAGGCCCAUGUGGUGUUGCACUUUUUUCAUCUUUUCACAAGGGUAGUGAAAUUUUUCCUACCCCUUCUUUCCUGUCAUUAACCAAUCAGCUACUCGAACUCAAGGCAAACAAACACAACUUUAAUUUAUUUAGUAUAGUGAUAAAAAUGGUUUUUAGAAUAUGAUUGCUGUAACAUGUUUUCUUUCAGAACUGCACAUUUGAACAACAUGUAACAUGCAUGGAUUUGUUAACUACAGCCACUUUUGUACUUAAUUGAGUCUUUGUUUAUGCUUAAAAACACUAGUGGACCAUAACUUUCUAAAACAUUUUCUUAGAUAUGUUGUGUGUCUGAAUUGAUCCUUUUGUGGUUUCAUUGCCCGGGAUACCUUUGAAUGCUCAGGUGCAUUCUUGUUUGAUUCAUCACAUCAUCAGGAAUUGGUUGACCUUUUUCAAGGUACCAACAUUCUUGUCUUUAGUGCUUGCUUUACAUUGCUUUGAGAAUGCUUCUGCUUAUUACCUCAUAUCUAUCUGAAAGAUUGAGAUUUCUGGUUAUGAGAUUCUUCUCAGGGCAGAAUUCUAUAGGUGAGGUCUUAAUCCGUCAUUGUUUUAAGGCUGUCAAUAGAUAUUUUUAACUUUGACGUCUUAUCAGUCUACACAAUGUUUAGUCUGGCAAACUUUCAAAGAAGUUACUUUAUGUUGAAUACAGACUUACAAAUUCCUAAAGACUAGUAUGUCAUUACCCUAGAAAAGAUGACAACUAUCCUAGUGACGCAAGAAGGAAGCAGAAGAGAGCAGAUAUUUUACUCUUGGAGAAAAAACAAAACAAAAAACAAUUCAUAAUAUAUGUGAUUGUUUAAGAAUAUGUUUUUUCAUUUUAAUUAUAUUUAUUUAUAUUGCAGCUUUAAUAGCUGUGAUUCAAUCUAGAAUCAACAACUACAUUUACGCUUUGCUCCAGGUAUUCGUCGGUAUUACUAAGGGGUUUAAUUUUAUCAUAGAUUUGUGGUUUUACUACACAGUUUUAUAAUAGUGUAAUAGUUAAUAAAUAUGUACCUUUAAGAAGAAAAAAAUAAUAUUGCCUGUAUCAUAACAUUAUGAGUUUGUAAAUAUAAUAUAAAAUAACUGCAAAUAUUUUAAAUGAAAGAGAAAAUAAAAGGCUGUUUGGAUUUGAUAGAAGAGUAGGGCAGUUUAAAAUGAACAUUAUAGGAGGUUAUCUUUAUUCCAAAAGCGUUUUUUUUUUUUUUUUUUACAACUUGCGGGAAAAGCCUCAUCUGUUUAUUUUUUAAAUCAACCUGGAUUUUAUCAUCUAUCAUACAUUGUUAUCCUGGGAUUACCCCUACAACAGGUGCUUGUUGAAAUCCAAGAAGAUUCACCAGUGCUGAAUAAUGCUUGUAUAACCCUUAUAACAGUUUACCAUGGUAAAUUUGCAUGAUAAUUUGGCAUUUACCAUGCUUUGCCAUGUUUUAUUAUACGAUAAUUAUGCCCCUAUUUGCCUUGUUGGUCAUGUUUGUUGGUUGUUAAUGGAUUCAAUGGUUUUCCUUCUGGAAUUUCUGAGGAGCUGCAACAGCUAGGAAUUUGAGCAGACAUUUACAGUUGCAUGCAAAAGUCUGGGCACCCCUGGAAAAAAUGUAUGUUACAAU